Indicator indicator is the source of this 1458-nucleotide messenger RNA. RefSeq names its product retinoic acid receptor beta (gene RARB). Gene Ontology annotation, molecular function: zinc ion binding; RNA polymerase II cis-regulatory region sequence-specific DNA binding; nuclear receptor activity. The coding region runs from base 1 to 1458 and encodes 485 amino acids. NCBI's taxonomy places the organism in Eukaryota, Metazoa, Chordata, Aves, Piciformes, Indicatoridae. The record is from RefSeq and is a predicted model, not a curated record. Gene Ontology annotation, cellular component: transcription regulator complex; nucleus. Gene Ontology annotation, biological process: regulation of transcription by RNA polymerase II; cellular response to corticotropin-releasing hormone stimulus; retinoic acid receptor signaling pathway. The transcript is spliced from 10 exons.
AUGACCACCAGCAGCCGCACAUGUCCAGUGCCAGCAGUGAAUGGACAUAUGACUCACUAUCCAGCAGCACCAUACCCACUACUUUUCCCUCCAGUCAUCAGUGGACUGUCACUGCCUUCCCUGCGUGGGCUCCAGAGCCACCCACCAACAAGCGGGUGCAGCACACCGUCACCUGCAGGCAUUGUUGUCAGAGAGCUUUCGGUUCAUCAAAGGCCUUUUUGUGGAGAGGGGACACUGCAUCCAUUAAAGCAAUUGAGAUUGAAUCAGACAGUUGAAACUCAGAGCACCAGUUCUGAGGAACUUGUUCCGAGCCCUCCUUCACCACUUCCACCCCCUCGUGUUUACAAGCCCUGUUUUGUCUGUCAAGACAAGUCAUCUGGAUAUCACUAUGGUGUCAGUGCUUGUGAGGGAUGCAAGGGCUUUUUCCGCAGAAGUAUCCAGAAGAACAUGGUUUACACAUGUCACAGAGAUAAAAACUGUGUUAUCAAUAAAGUCACCAGAAAUCGCUGUCAGUACUGCAGACUACAGAAGUGCUUUGAAGUGGGAAUGUCCAAAGAAUCUGUCAGAAAUGACAGGAAUAAAAAGAAGAAGGAACCUUCAAAGCAGGAGUCCACAGAAAACUAUGAAAUGACAGCAGAGUUGGAUGAUCUCACUGAGAAGAUCCGAAAAGCUCACCAGGAAACCUUCCCCUCACUCUGCCAACUGGGAAAAUACACCACAAACUCCAGCGCAGACCAUCGGGUUCGACUGGACCUCGGGCUCUGGGACAAAUUCAGUGAACUUGCAACCAAGUGCAUUAUUAAAAUAGUGGAGUUUGCAAAGCGCCUGCCAGGCUUCACCGGUUUGACCAUUGCAGACCAGAUCACUCUACUUAAAGCAGCCUGCCUGGAUAUCUUGAUCCUUAGAAUUUGCACAAGAUAUACACCAGAACAAGACACCAUGACCUUUUCAGAUGGCCUUACCCUAAACCGAACUCAGAUGCACAACGCGGGAUUUGGCCCUCUGACCGAUCUCGUGUUCACCUUUGCCAACCAGCUCCUGCCUUUGGAAAUGGAUGAUACAGAAACAGGCCUCCUUAGUGCCAUCUGCUUGAUCUGUGGAGAUCGCCAGGACCUUGAAGAACCAAUGAAAGUGGAUAAGCUUCAGGAACCAUUGCUGGAAGCACUGAAAAUUUAUAUCCGAAAGAGACGACCCAACAAGCCUCACAUGUUCCCAAAGAUCUUAAUGAAAAUCACAGAUCUUCGUAGCAUCAGUGCAAAAGGUGCAGAACGUGUCAUUACAUUGAAAAUGGAAAUCCCUGGAUCGAUGCCACCUCUUAUUCAGGAAAUGCUGGAGAACUCUGAAGGACAUGAGCCACUGACACCAACCUCAAAUGGAAAAGCUGCCGACCACAGUCCCAGUAUCUCGCCUAGUUCAGUGGAUAACAGCAGUGUCAGUCAAUCACCUAUGGUGCAAUAA